Messenger RNA from Chilo suppressalis (striped riceborer), 5594 nucleotides. The record is from the annotation of a GenBank genome assembly. Lineage: Eukaryota; Metazoa; Arthropoda; Insecta; Lepidoptera; Crambidae.
AGUGGAAUUUCAGGGGGAUAGGUAUUAGGGAAGACCCCUCAGAGGGAAGGGUAACCCCCCCCCCCUCCCGGCGUUUUUUUACAGAAAUGAUAAUUAUAAAAAAUUAGAGGAGUUUUAAAGGUAAAUCUGUACUUCCAGCGCCUAGAGGUGAUAUUUGAUUUUUCUGUAGAAAAAGUCUAUUAACAAAUUUUUCUUUCUGGUGCUUCGCCGGCCGAUACCGCGGCACGCUCGCUUCGCUCGCUCGGCUCGCGCGUUAAGGUCACAACACUAACCUAACCUAGCCUAGUGUGAAGUAUCACCACUUGGGCCUUAGAUAUAUAGUUUAGCCGUUUAAAUAAAACAAGUUUAAACACAAACACUGACUAACAGAUCUCAUUAAUGGCGGUAAAUUGUCACAUUUUGACAAUAGUACCAACAUAAUAAACUUAUAUUUACCAUAGACAACGAGAAACAUGUUAUUUUUGCAUAAAAAAAUGGCAGCACUGAUCAUGAAAAUUGCGAAAAAAAAAAUGUUGUCAAAAUUGACUCAUAACCUACAAAAAUAUUAAUUUUCAAUAAUUUUUUUCUCGAGUUCUAUUCGUUUCCGCCAAAAAAGAUUUCGUGUACGUGUUUUUAAUAGUUAAUACUUUGCGUGACAAAAAUUUCAGCUUGCAACUCAAUUACAUAUAAUGGAAAGGUGAGCCUUUAUUUAUCCAUAAAUUAAAUAUUUAUAUUCAAAAUCUAACAUGUCAGUAUGUAUGAUGAAUGUAAACAAUUUUUUCAGCAUUUUUCGAUAGCAUAUAAUUUUUUUCUCAUAAAUUAUAUCUCCUUUCCAAAACACACACACUUGCUACUGGGAGAUGAUAAAUAAAUCUCAGCCAAUUAUGAAAGGGUUGGAUAUUGUUUUGUUUUCUGACCACCAAUUCUAAUUAAACAAAAGUGCCUGCACUUAUGUACUACUUAAGCGAUGUAAGUUUAAACUCUAAAGUGACAAGUUGUGAUCCACGGAAAGUACUAAGUGUUGCCGAAUAUUCGGCCAAGAGCUUCGCCUAAUGUUCAGUAUUCUGCUAAAUAACUAUUUGUGGCAUCUCCAUUAAAUAUACCUUUUUACUGGAGGUGCCAAAAACACAAAUGUACAUCCAUGUUAGGCAAUAUGCUUUAAUAAAACUAUCAAUUGCAUAACAUAUUUUUAAUGUAACUUAUUUUAAAUACUUAAAUUGUUACUUUGACUUUCAGUAUUAUAAUUUUUUUGUAACCACAUAAUAUUUUACAUUAUUUUCAAAGAUUUUGUUCAUUGAGCAUUUCAUUCAAUUUAUGACAUUAGUGAAUAUAAGAAAGUCCUAUGGUUUACUAAACAAAAUGUAGUUGGGAGAUAUUGUUUGCAAAUUAUGGAUAGUUUUAGCUAAGUUAGGUGGUAUUGCAAAAUGAAACAAACAGAAAUCCAAGGAGAAAAUAAGUAGGUAUGAGAUGGACGAUACACGCCAUUGUUGGGCAGGCAUCUUGCUCAGGCUGGUGGGUGUCAGGUAGGCGACACACGUCAUCGUCGAGACAGGCGUCUUGCUCCAGCUAGUAGGUUUUUUUGAGUGUGUAUGCUGUUGGUCGCAGAUGACCUUUAUAGCGUCACCGGGUUUGGGGACGGCGAGAUCCUAAGGGGAGCUCAAGCCGAGAAUAGGCAAGUGCCUCUAGAGGUAUUCCGGGCUGAUGGCAUCUCCCCGCGGGGGGAUUCUCCUCUCUGUCUGGAGCCUCUUGACCAUUUGAACUUGAGGGGGUCGACUUAAUUAGAGGGCGUCUCUGAGACUCCAACCUCGGCUCUAGUUAGUAGUAGGGGGCGGGGAAAAACACCCAGGUACGUACCUGUACCUGGUAUAGUGUGUCGUGUGUAGACCGGGUCUUCGCACUCUUAUCCUACGGGUGUGGUGUCUGCCUAAUGCUAAGCCAGUGUGUAAGUAUGCUCUACGUACGAUUGGAGGACGGGAGGGCGGACGUGUGAUAGGUAGAGACUUUGACUACUGGGGUUUGGAUGAUGCGCGGCUUUAUCGAAGUAACGUCUCAAGGCGUCCUUCAUAUACUUCGCGAUGGAGUCUAAUUUGAAACCGCGAUGCAAAUCGAUGUUGCGCACGUACCACGGGCAACCCGUGGCACCGCGAAACACACGAUUUUGCAGCGUUUGUAGUGGUUUAAGACGCGACGGAGAUACGUGGGCAAAGCAAACAUUCGCGUAGGUCCUGAUAGGGCGAGCUAGUGGUUGCGAGAUUGACGACACCCGCCAUCGUCGGGGCGGGCGCCUUGCUCAGACUGGUAGGUGUCGAGUGGACGACACACGGCUAUGACAUAGAAUAUAUAGAGUAGGUACAUAGAGUUUUAACAAAGUAAUACCUGCUUUAGAAUUAUGUAGUUAAAAAUAAAUAUAUCUUAAGUAAAUCUUUUCUAUAAAAUUGUGACAACAAAUACAAUUUCAAUGCUAAGGUAAUGAGUGUAUGUGUAGGACAACAUACCAGACAGCAAACCAAAUUCAAUAAAAAAAUUGAAUUAGGCAUUUAGGUACAUCGCCAAACUGAAUAUAAAGCUAUAUUAGAAGAAUGGUCAGCUCAAUACUUAGGGGACAAGCACCGAGCAGGAUACACGCUUCAGCGACAAGGAGAAGAAGCUGAUGAAGCAAAUGAAGUUUGGUGAUUGUUUGACACAGCAGGUGGAUAUGUCCAAGGUGAAGCUGGAUGUCCUGAAACCAUGGAUAACUCAGAAGAUCACAGAAAUUCUCAAGAUGGAAGAUGAUGUGGUCAUUGACUAUGUCAACAAUCAACUUGAGGAAAAGUUCCCUUGCCCUAAGAAAAUGCAGAUCAACUUGACUGGCUUCUUGAACGGGAAGAACGCACGCCUUUUCAUGGGCGAGUUAUGGGAACUGUUGCUAAGCGCUCAAGCCAGUGAGAACGGGAUUCCGGAAUCCUUCACUCAGCAGAAGAAAGAAGAGAUAAAGAAAAGAAUGGAAGAGCAGCAGAAGGACAAGGAUAAGGACAAAGACAGGCGUCGGUCGCGGUCUCGCUCCCGCUCGCGGCGGCGCUCGCGUGAUCGUCGCCGCUCCCGGUCCCGAUCCAGAGAUCGUUCAAAUGACAGGAAACAUCGCAACGGUGGCAGCCCGCGGCGUUCCAGGCGACGUAGCCGCGACAAGGAGGGCCGCGACAACAGCAGCCAGUCCAAGACCAAUAUUGACGACAUCAAGUUGCCGCAAGCCAAAGAAAAUGGAAAAUCCCCGGAGAGGAAGGAAGAAGCAGAGGAGAAAGAAGAAGUGAACCAUAACUCUACAGCUGAGCCCGUUGUCGAGGACAAGCAAGAAGUCUCUGUUGUAGAGGAGGAGACUAUUGACGAGUCCCAGGCGAAAUCCAGAACAGCUUCACCAGCAAAAUCCACAGGUGAAAAGCCGGCUGAAGAGAAACCCGCUGAGAAAGGGCAUCGCUCGUCUAGCGAGAGGCGGUCUACAUCGGCGUCGUCACAUGGUAGUGCGAAGAAGAGGUCGUCACACAAGAAACGUCAGUACCGCUCCAACCGAGAUUCUUCUACCAGCGUUAGUCCAAGACGCAGUUCCCGAAGAGAGAGAAGCAAGUCUCGCCGCCGUACCAGUCGUCGCAGAUCAUUGGAUCGACGCGAGAGGGACCGAGAACGCGAACGCGAGAGGGAAAGAGACAGAGAGAGGGAACGUCGCCGUCGCGAAAGAGAGAGGAGGGAAAGGUCCCGUGAACGUCGUCGGUCGCUUGAAAGACGUAGACGAUCCCGAUCGAGGUCUCGACGACGUUCAAGAUCUCGCGACCGACGCCGGUCCCGGUCCCGCAGGCGAUCCCGCUCGAGGCGUCGCUCCGGGAGAGGGUCGCGGGACCGCCGCUCACGGGAACGAAGGUCCAGGGAUCGACGCUCCAGGGAUAGGUCCAGCAGAGACAGGAGAUCCAAGGACAGAACUAAAGAUAGGAGAUCAAGAGACAGAAGAUCCCGCGACAAGAGGUCCAGCGACCUUAUUAAGGAACGUUUGGAAAAGUCUGUUUCGAUUCCCAGAAAAGAAACAAUGGAAAAGGUACGGAAGAAGUCUUCAGAACGCGUGUCUGUGGCUCGAGAGGAACUUUCAAAGGAGAGAGUCCUUUCUAGUUCUAGCAGGGAGUCUUCAGUUGUCAAUGACAAAUCCAACACUGUACAAGAAGAUAGUCAGAUUAAAACAAUCCAGUCUUCCGAUGAGGAAGAUAGAGAAGAUUUUAUUCCCAUACCAACUCUUAGGGAAUAUUCAAAGAGCCUGUCACGAACUCCAUCACCAUUCUUGAGGAAGCAUGAAAUUGAGAGUAAUAAGAAAUCGGAUAAAUCUGGCGAUGACGCGUCUGGCAAAGAACAACAAGAGGAAGAAAAUAAAGUGAAGGAGGUCAAAAGAGGUAAACGUAAACCGCAUCGUUCGGAGUCUGAAAGUGAAAGCAGUGAAGAGGUUGCUAAGUCAAAGAGCAAAGCUAAACUUAAGAGGAAGGAGAAGGUUCCUUCAAAAAAAGCUAAAAAACCUAAAAAGGAAAGCUCUUCAAGCGAUAGCGAAUCUGAAGAGUCCUCCUCUUCCGACUCGGAGGAGGAAAGGAAGAAGAAAAGUAAAAAGACGUCUAAGAAGAAGGUGGCAAAGAAAUCUAGACGGAAGAGAGCUCGGUCUUCAAGCUCAGACUCUAGUUCUGAAGAGGAAGUUAAACACAAGAGCUCUAAAAAACAGAAGAACAUUCCAGAAGAAUCUGACAAUGACAAAAAGUCUAAGAAGCGGCCAAAAGACACCAGUGUUGAUAGAUCGAAAUCUGAAAAAGUUGAAGUCAAACAAUCUAAGUCAAAGAAAGUCGAGAAUUCUGAAGAUUCGCACGAUGAUAGUUCUGAUAGUGAUGAAAAAUCUAGUAAAAAGAAAGUAGCUAAACGUGAUACGUCCAGUUCAGAAAAGGAUGCAAAACGCAGUAAGAAAGGAGACCCACCGAAAGAAAAACAGCCUUCGCCUGAAGUAACGAAAUCCAAAAAAGGAGAUGAUAAGGUAAAACCUAAACACCCUGAAGAUCACAAAUCAAAGUCGCGCGAAGAAGGCGAUAAAAAAGCCAAGAAACGAGAAAAGGACGAUUCCUCUUCCGACAGUGAUCAAGUAUCUAAAAAGAGGGCAAAGAAAAAGGUAUCUGAAUCCGAAUCGGAAUCCGACAGUGAUGAACCUAAGAAAUCCAAAAAGGCUAAAAAACAUAAGAAACACUCUAAAAAACACAAGAAACAUAAGAAACACAAGAAGUCAUCGAAAAAGAAGGAUGAUUCUUCUGACAGUGAGGAGAUGGAGGAAGAGGAAGAGGAGGGAAAAGUGAAUAACGAAGACCUUGAGAAGAAAUUACGCGAGAGGGCGUUAAAAUCAAUGAAAAAGCAAACUAGUGUGUCCGGUUCCGACUAGCUAAUAAAGGUAUACUGUUUACACUAAGCAUUGCCGACUUUAUUGUAGGUUUACAACCUAUUGAUGUUUUAAUUUAAUUUUAAUGUUGCUAUAAUUUACUAUAAUGAAGUAGCAUGUAUGACUAAGAAUACGUGUAUGUCACAUUGUUAGUAAAUAAAGUUUUGAAACUUAAGUAAACAGUUUAUUUAUUUUC